AUGCGCCAGCCACAUCUGCAAGUUUCGUCUACCCGGAAGUGCUGGAAAACGUUCUCUAGGAACGGCGUCGCGAUGUGCGGGGACUGCGUGGAGAAGGAAUAUCCCAACCGGGGUAAUACAUGUUUGGAGAAUGGCUCUUUCUUGCUGAACUUUACUGGCUGUGCAGUGUGCAAUAAACGGGAUUUUAUGAUGAUCACAAAUAAAUCCUUCAAAGAGGAAGAUGGAGAAGAAAUAGUUACCUAUGAUCAUCUGUGUAAGAAUUGUCAUCAUGUUGUUGCCAGGCACGAGUAUACAUUCAGUAUCAUGGAUGAAUUUCAGGAGUAUACCAUGCUGUGUCUGUUAUGUGGCAAAGCCGAAGAUUCUAUCAGUAUUCUCCCUGAUGACCCCCGGCAGAUGACUCUCUUGUUCUAA
Molecule: messenger RNA, 411 nt
Organism: Elephantulus edwardii (Cape elephant shrew)
Lineage: Eukaryota; Metazoa; Chordata; Mammalia; Macroscelidea; Macroscelididae
Gene: CHURC1
Product: churchill domain containing 1
Biological process (GO): multicellular organism development; fibroblast growth factor receptor signaling pathway; positive regulation of DNA-templated transcription
Molecular function (GO): zinc ion binding
Source: RefSeq, a predicted model, not a curated record